AUGGCUAUUCCCAAUGAAACCUUUGAAUCCAGGCUCCCAGGCAUCCACAGCGGGGGCCGCCUCGGCGAGGGGCGAGCAAGCGGCAGCGGAGCUGACGAGACGUGGAAGCUGCACGCUCGCCCUGCUGCGCGGCUGGGCCCCCACAAGAUGGCGCCGCCCCUGGCCCCCCCUUCACGUUUGAAAAAUAACGGGGCCGGCGGGCCGCCCGCCGAGGAGGAGAUGCCCGAGCUGUCCGACGGUGAUGAGGCCUGGGAGGAGGAGGAGGAGGAAGGUGCCGCCGCCGAGGGCCUGCGGACCCGCUGUCUCUUCUGCGACAGGUUGUUUAGUUCUGCUGAAGGUGUAUUCUCCCACUGCAAAACAGACCAUCACUUUAAUGUUUGCAAUGUAAUCAACAAACACGGACUUGAUUUUUAUGGAUACAUUAAACUGAUAAACUUUGUUAGAUUAAAGAAACCAACAGCAGCAUAUUUGAGUUCACUCAGCAGCCCACUGCCUUGGGAAGGAGAGGAAUAUUUGAAACCAGAGCUAGAAGAUGAUCUCCUGCUUCAGUUUGAUAUAGAAGAUCUUUGUGAACCUGCAAGCGUUUUGCCUUCUAAUGGUUUAAAUGAUACUAUGGUGCUCCUUGAACAAUUAAAACAUGCAGAACACAGAGCAAGACUCGCAGAAGCAGCCUUGGCUAGAGCACAAGAUGAUCUUCAAAAAAUGAAACAAUUUGCACAGGAUUUUGUGAUGAACGCAGAUGUCAGGAGCAGCUCGUCAUCCAGCGCCAUUGCAGACCUUCAGGAGGAUGAAGAUGGUGUUUACUUCAGCUCCUAUGGGCAUUAUGGGAUACACGAAGAGAUGCUAAAGGAUAAAGUGCGUACAGAAAGCUAUCGUGACUUCAUCUAUCAAAACCCCCAUAUCUUCAAGGACAAGGUGGUUUUGGAUGUUGGCUGUGGAACUGGAAUACUCUCCAUGUUUGCUGCCAAAGCAGGCGCGAAGAAAGUGAUUGGAGUUGACCAAUCUGAAAUCGUCUAUCAGGCCAUGGACAUCAUUAGAUUAAAUAAACUUGAAAAUAUCAUUACAUUAGUCAAAGGAAGAAUUGAAGAAGUAGAUCUGCCUUUGGAAAAAGUGGAUGUAAUUAUAUCUGAAUGGAUGGGUUACUUCCUUCUCUUUGAGUCAAUGCUGGAUUCGGUCAUCUAUGCAAAGGACAAGUACCUGGCAGAGGGAGGCUCAGUUUAUCCUGACAUUUGCACCAUUAGUCUAGUAGCUGUUGGGGAUAUGAAUAAACAUGCGGACAAGCUACUUUUCUGGGAAGAUGUAUAUGGCUUUGACAUGUCUUGUAUGAAGAAGGCUGUAAUUCCAGAAGCUGUUGUGGAGGUGCUGGAUCCAAACACACUGAUAUCUACAGCCAGUGUCAUUAAGCAUAUCAACUGUAAUACUGCAUCCACUCCAGACUUAGAAUUCUCUUCGGAUUUCACCCUGACCAUUACAACGAGCACAAUGUGUACGGCAGUCGCUGGUUAUUUUGAUAUAUUUUUUGAGAAGAACUGUCACAACAAGGUCUUGUUUUCAACUGGUCCCCAGUGUACCAAAACACACUGGAAACAGACAGUUUUUCUCCUGGAGAAACCAAUUCCUGUAGAAGCAGGAGAGGCCUUGAGAGGAAAGAUAAUGGUCCGCAAAAACAGAAAGGAUCCACGGUCCCUCUUUAUAACCCUUUCAGUGAAGGACACACAGCAGACCUACAGCCUUCAGUGA
Messenger RNA from Nipponia nippon (crested ibis), 1740 nucleotides. Lineage: Eukaryota; Metazoa; Chordata; Aves; Pelecaniformes; Threskiornithidae. The record is from RefSeq and is a predicted model, not a curated record.